AUGGGAAUCUCCCCUGAAGAAGGUGGAUCCAAGGUGCCCGCAUGGCGCGUGGUGUUCGAUCAAGGCUGUAUAUCCCAAGCUGUGAUCGACCAUCACUAUGAGGGGUCUGGUACCGAAGAUAAGCCCUACCAGGUCACUUGGAUGGAAGCCGAUGAGCGAGACCCCAUGAACUAUUCUGAGCUGAAGAAGUGGUUGAUCACUAUUUUGUCCGGUGUUCUGACCCUGGCCGUGGCCUUGGUGUCCUCUGCCUACUCAGGAAGUAUCAAUGAAAUUAUCCUCAGGUUCCGGGUGAGCGAGGAAGUUGCCAUCCUGGGUAUCUCGCUAUUCGUUGUCGGUUUUGCGGUCGGUCCUUUGUUCUGGGGCCCAUUGAGUGAACUAUACGGCCGACGCUACACCCUCAUUGCUAGCGCCUUGGGGCUCGCGAUCUUUACUGCUGGGGCUGCCGGGUCCCAGAACAUUUGGACAUUGAUCAUUCUUCGCUUUUUUGCCGCGACGCUGGGGUCAGCGCCCUUUGCGGUAUCAGGGGGUGUCAUUACUGAUAUCUUUCCCAUGAUCAGCCGAGGACUGGCCAGUGGACUAUAUUGUAUUGCGCCUUUCUUGGGCCCAACCCUCGGUCCCAUCAUCGGCGGGUUCAUAUCUGAGAACGCUGGGUGGCGCUGGGUUGAAGGUGUGGUGGCGAUAUUUGCUGGGGCUUUGGCAAUCCUCACUUUCUUUACCUUGCCCGAAACGUGCGCUCCGGUGUUGUUGCGGAAACGAGCUGCGCGUCUCUCAGCCCAUACAGGUCAAGUCUACCGAAGUAAGCUAGAGAUUGAGCAAGGCAAGAAAUCGCCUGCAGCAGUCUUGAAGGUUGCUCUCUCUCGGCCAUGGCUUCUUCUUUUCCGCGAGCCUAUUGUUCUGCUCCUGUCGAUCUAUCUGUCUAUCAUCUAUGGAGUGCUAUAUCUUAUGUUCGCCGCUUUCCCUAUCGUCUACGAAAAAGGUCGCGGCUGGUCAGAGGGCAUCACGGGGCUGUCCUUCGUCGGAGUUCUGAUUGGAAUUCUCAUCGCAGCCGGUUGCACAUUUCCGAUGUAUUUCAGAUACAAGAAGAAGGUCCUAUCUACCACAGGGCGCAUUCCGCCAGAAGCACGUCUUCCCGAUUCAUUCUGGGGAGCUAUCGCUCUGCCUGUUGGUCUGUUCUGGUUUGCCUGGACCAAUUACCCAUCUAUUCACUGGAUGGCCUCUAUCGCGGCCGGUGUCCCAUUCGGAUUUGGCAUGGUCAUGGUCUUCCUGCCGGUGCUAAAUUACCUCAUUGACGCCUACACUAUUUAUGCUGCCUCGGUGUUGGCCGCGAAUGCCGCAUUGCGCUCCAUGUUCGGUGCUGCAUUCCCGUUGUUCACCACACCGAUGUACAAUAAUCUGGGGAUCCAUUGGGCUUCGUCGAUUCCGGCUUUCUUGGCCCUGGCAUGUGUCCCUAUGCCAUUCCUCUUCUAUCGCUACGGUGCGACUAUCCGGAAGAAGUGCCACUACGCAGCAGAGUCGGAUGCCCUUAUGGAGAUGAUGUUCGGCCAGGCUGCGGCGAAGGAAGUCAAGGUCCAAGGGAAGGAGCCUUCUCCUAGCUCGGCUUGA
Penicillium chermesinum is the source of this 1602-nucleotide messenger RNA. RefSeq names its product MFS transporter. Gene Ontology annotation, biological process: transmembrane transport. Bases 1 to 1602 code for a protein of 533 amino acids. The transcript has 2 exons. Gene Ontology annotation, molecular function: transmembrane transporter activity. Lineage: Eukaryota; Fungi; Ascomycota; Eurotiomycetes; Eurotiales; Aspergillaceae. The record is from RefSeq and is a predicted model, not a curated record.